AUGAGAACGAUUGAGGAGACUCGGAAGAGGUGGGAAAUCUUAUUCCUCGGAAAUGACACAACUUCGGAUCUCCAGGCGGCGCUGCGGGCUGAACAGGGCAGGAAGUUGUGCAACGAAGGACUGAGGUCGGUUUGCUGGAAGUUAUUUCUGCUCUUCGAGAAUAUUGACCGUGAACGGUGGUCGGAGAAGCUUGACGAAUCAAGAGACGCAUACGGAGCUCUGCGAGAUCAUUUCCUGAGGAAUAUCGAACACCCAGAUGAUAUAGAGUCGACGAUAGAUCCGCUGGCGGAUGAAGAGGAGUCUCCGUGGCAAUCACUUCGUAAUGACGAAAGGCUGCGCGGGGAGAUAGUCCAGGACGUGGAUAGAUGUUUGCAGGAGAAUCUUUUCUUCCAAGAUCCUGCGACUAAAGCAAAGCUGACAGACAUUUUGUUUGUUUACUCGAAACUCAAUCCUGACGUCGGGUACAGGCAGGGUAUGCACGAACUGUUGGCCCCGAUACUUUGGGUGGUUGACAGGGACUCCGUUGAAAAGCCGAGCGAAAGAUUAAAUGAUGCGAACAAUGAAGAGGAUGGCUUGAUCCUGGAUCUCUUGGACUCGAAGUUUGUGGAGCACGAUUCAUUCACUCUAUUUCUCUCUGUUAUGCAAACAGCACGUAUUUAUUACGAACACGGAGAAACAAAGACUACCAAUGGCCAGGUGGAUGUCAUUCCGAUUGUCAGUCGAUGCGAGUACCUACAUAAGGAAGCCUUGAUGAUUAUCGACCCUGAACUGGCAGAGCACCUCGAAGCAGUGGAGGUGCUGCCGCAAAUAUUCUUGACUCGAUGGAUGCGCCUUUUGUUUGGUCGAGAAUUUCCGUUUGAUGAUGUCCUCAUGAUGUGGGACGUAUUCUUCGCCCAUGGCCUCCGUUCAGACCUGGUGGACUUUACGUGUAUUGCAAUGCUGCUUCGGAUACGCUGGCAAUUACUCCAAGCGGAUUACUCAGGUGCUUUAUCAAUGCUACUGCGGUAUCCCUCGCCACAUCCAUACGAGCCUUGCGACUUCGUGAACGAUGCUCUUUAUUUGGAGCAGAACCCAACUGCUGAGCGUGGAAGAUUCCUUAUCUCCCAAUAUUCAGGCAAGUCCCCAGAAAGUCCAAAGCGUCAGCAAACUAUGCGGCAAGCUAGAAGAGCUCGUUUAUGGCAAGAUUUUACAAGCAACAGCGAAGGUGGAAUACUCGCGCGAAACAGCCCUAAGAGCUUUGAGAGCUUAUUUCAAGAUGUUUCUCAAGGGAUCCAGCGACGUACAGAGGCUUGGGGGGUGGCCAAAGCGGUUCGAGGUGCGGUGACCGAAGCCAGGAAAAAUAUGCAAACUAUGCAUUACGAACCUCCACCACGCAUGGCGGCUGGCAAACCUCAAAAAAAGCCUUCCACAACAUCACGCAUCUCGCAGGAGGUGUCUACACCUACCGUGCUCGGACUGGAUAAGAAGAUCCGUCUUCUAGAAGAGCGAAACCAGGAACUGUCCACUGCACUUGCGCAAGCUCUACAAGAUCUACGAUCUGAAUUGACCAAGGCUAAAGAGCUGGAUCCGAGCUCCAAUAAAGCCAUGGAACAAGCAUUGGCUCGUGCAGAGUCUGUUCGCCAUUGCCUAUUGGACCCUUCACGCCCAGUAGUGGCCGCCAUGCCGGCUCAGGUACCAGUACAGGACAAGACCGAAGGACAGCCAACCAGCGUCGACCAAAAAGCCCCAGUGGCGCUGGAAAAUCAGCAAGGCACGCACUCUAUCGCGGAUGCCGGCGGGCCGAGCGCUGAGAGUGGAACCCAAACGCUCUCCGGUCAGGCCGCCGGGGAGCGGGCGGUGCGGGCGGAACGGACGCCUGUCCGACCUUCCCUUUCUGACUCGGGAUUUUCCUGGAUGCUAGAAGGGAGCCGCAAUGUGUCCAGCUUUGUUAGCUCGGCCUCGGUGCCACCGGAGCAGACUCGACACCAGGACCAUGCCCGAACCAAAAGCAAUCCGCUCUUCGGUAACGGGGACGACAAGGUUGACUUGGAUACCGAGCACGAUGAACUGGCGCUCCGUAGCCUCAGAGGGGACCAGGAGCAGGGGCCUCUGUAA
Molecule: messenger RNA, 2094 nt
Organism: Penicillium chermesinum
Lineage: Eukaryota; Fungi; Ascomycota; Eurotiomycetes; Eurotiales; Aspergillaceae
Product: GTPase-activating protein GYP6
Exons: 7
Coding region: 1-2094 (697 amino acids)
Biological process (GO): activation of GTPase activity
Molecular function (GO): GTPase activator activity
Source: RefSeq, a predicted model, not a curated record